Syngnathus acus (greater pipefish) is the source of this 1183-nucleotide messenger RNA. RefSeq names its product interleukin 19 like (gene il20). The coding region runs from base 336 to 866 and encodes 176 amino acids. The transcript has 6 exons. NCBI's taxonomy places the organism in Eukaryota, Metazoa, Chordata, Actinopteri, Syngnathiformes, Syngnathidae. The record is from RefSeq and is a predicted model, not a curated record.
AUUAAAAAAAAGUUGGCUUUGGAUCAUUUUAUCUAAUGUAGUGGUGGCGUUAUUCUGCCGAACCAGAACCAGAUUGAUGUUACUGUAUGAAUGAGUCAUUAAAUAAUUGUGUAAUCCUGAGGGAGCAGGGGAUUUCUAAUUGAUGUCUCUUUUUAAAAGACAAUACCUGUUUCAACACUUCCUCCUAAUCUGAUUUUUGAAAUGCAUGGAAAAUACUAUUGCUGCCAAAAUCCCCCUGGCUGGACUAUAAGAGGCAACAGGUAGCAUGGAGGAACACAGACACAGCCAGCCUUGGAAUCUUCUCCAGAGUACAGGUGAACACACAGACAACCACAAUGUUGACAAAUUUGCUCUACUUCUCACUCUGCCUCUUGAUGGGCUUUGUGACUAAACCUGUGCUCACCUUCACGCUGACCAACACAUGCACCUUCAGCGUCCACAAGUCGGAGCUACGCAGCUAUUACUCCGAAAUACGUCCGCAAGCGAUGAUGGAAGACACUGAGAUGCGAGUGAGGAUUCUCAGCCCAGAAGCAAUGAGAGAAGUUCAGGAGGAUCAGACAUGCUGCUUCCUGCGCCUGCUGCUCCGCUUCUACGUGGAGAGAGUGUUCCGCAACUUUGUCUCCAAUCAGCCAGAGGGGCAACGUAGCGCCAGCGCCCUGGCUAACGCUUUUGUCAUCAUGAGGCGGAAUAUAAACAAAUGUCACUGCGACUGCAAUGAGAUCACGCACAAAGCAAUCGACUCGCUACAAACUGAGUAUGACAAGCUGGACACCAGCAAGGCGGCGAUAAAAGGCGUAGCAGAGCUGGACACACUACUGAAUUGGAUGGAUGAAGUGGACAAGACAUCAGGCACGCAACCAUUAUGACUGCAAAGGUCACUUAAAAGUGACUUUUGACAUUUCUGCACUUUGAUCAAGUAUCUCCGUGUACUCCAAACAGUAUGUGUUUGUAGGCCAGUGUAAUUGGGCCAAAUUAUUUAAAUGAAUUAAUUAUCCAGUGCCUACCAUUUGUUGUAGAUAAAUGAAUUUUUAUAUACCUGGGGGGUGAAAUGUGUUUUUGUACAUUUUCAUUAAUAUCACAAAAGAUUCUGAUGAUGAGCAUUAUUGUUUGCGCAUGUUUUUAUAAGGGUUUGGAAUAUGAAUUGAAUGUACCUGUUGUUCUAUUAUGUAUCUUUUCUCAAAGU